Leptopilina boulardi is the source of this 588-nucleotide messenger RNA. RefSeq lists its product as uncharacterized. The record is from RefSeq and is a predicted model, not a curated record. The coding region runs from base 1 to 588 and encodes 195 amino acids. The transcript has 4 exons. Lineage: Eukaryota; Metazoa; Arthropoda; Insecta; Hymenoptera; Figitidae.
AUGAACGAUUCAGAUUCGUCACAAUUACAAUUAUCGGAGGAAGAAACUGAUGUGAACAUAAAAAAACGUCGGUUAAGUGAAGUUUCACAUGAAUUAGAAACAGUAAAUGAACAAAGUCAGGAAGAUAACAAUUCAAUUGAAAAUCAUUUACUAAUGUUUUUACGAGCUUCUGGAGAUGGAAAAGUGAUUCUUUCUCAGUUCGCUGUACACAAAUGUUUAAAUAGACAAACUCGUAGUCUCUUGACGAGAUUGAUAAUUAAACAGUUGAAAGAUGAUGCACUGAAACAUGUUCCAUUAGGAAUCCAACUGGAAAAGUUUCACAUUUCAUCUAAAACUUUUACUUCUUUGGCCAACGCGAUUGCGAAAAUAUUUCCAGGAGAAGAGGCCAGUAUUUACUAUUCUCCGUACAAGUGCGAAAAUGGGAAGAAAAUUGCCGUCUCAGGAAGUCUUUGGUCAAAUUACUCUUAUACAAAAGAUUGCAUGAGAAAAAACAAUCUUCUGUCACCUCCAGUCAUUUCUAAACAAUCUGAAGUUGAAUUAUCGCAAAUUAUAAAUUCAUCUUUUAAUGGUAAGUCAGAUAGUUUUUAG